AUGAGCUACUCCAGCAGACAAUUCUACCAGGAUUACCGUUAUUCGUUAGAAAAGGAUUUCCUGACCUCCUUAGGUGAAAGGUUCCCAUACGCUGAACAUGGCGGGUACCGUCGAUGGGGCGAUGAGCUGCGCAAAUUGACAUUCGAGGACCGUCAGCCGAAUGUGGCUGCUGUCAGUGACGAUGGCAAAUACCUCGCUAUUGGCCUCCAGCACGAAAUCCACGUCGUCGAAACGGAGACGCUCUCCGUGCAGCAGGUCCUUCGAGGACACGAUUCUAGGGUUGACGCUCUAGCCUUUCAACCAGGAGACUCAGACACGCUGGUCUCAGCGGCGAUGAACGUGUAUGCCGGUUCCGCGCCCACGAAGCCAACGAUUAUAUUCUGGAAUCUGAAGGAUCAAGCUUCGAAAGUUGACCUCGCCGGAGACGCAGAUACCGUCGCUGCUCUAAGUAUCACCGCAGCACAAGCUGUGGAAUCGAAGCUCACCGCGGUUUCGCUGAAUAAGACCGAACAGACUGCGAUAAGCAAUGCAUUCAACCCAAUAAUCAGUCAAGCCCUCGCGAACCACAACAUCAUCAACUACCCACGAUUACACGGCCGCCUCGUCACCUUAUUCCAAUCCAAGCCCCUCAGUCCCUCAGGCAAAUGGAUGCUAUAUCUGCCUGGCGACAGACCUCAUUCGAACGACAAAGACGACAGAUGGACUAUCAAAAUAUACUCCACGGCGGACCACAAAGACCUAGCGACCCUCGCCGGGCACACCGACUCGGUCGUCUGGACAGGCUUCAACGUAGACGAAACGCUCAUCGGCUCCGUAUCCUGGGACAAGACCGUCCGCAUCUGGAUGUGGAGCCCUGAAAACGGCCUGGACCUGACAGGCAUUUCUGCUUCUGAACCGCUGCUCAAAUUCAAAUUCGAAACUUCCGGGCAGAACUGGACAGGCGGCUUCUCCCCCGACUCGCGCUUCUUCGCCGCGACAUGUGGUGACGGCACAAUCCACGUCUACAAUCUCAUCGAUGGCACCACGCUCUUCACGCAUGACAGCGGCAAACGCUGGUGUCGAGCACUCGAUUGGCAUCUCGACGGCAGUCGUAAUCUCCUUUGCGUAGGCGGAGGCCCGGGCGGGAAAUUGCUGCUUUUUGAUAUUGAGACGCAGGCGGUGAUUCAAGAACGUAAACUUGGCGUGGACCGCGCCAGAAACAUCAAUGAGCAGCGGCGUCGGUUCAUGCCUCGUAUGCUUGAAACAGGUGUUGUCCGGUUUAUGGAUCGCGGGCGUAAGGUCGUCGUCUUCACGAGCGGCGAUGGAUCUGCUGAGGUGUAUGAUUUGGUUGGGGAGCGGAAGUGGAGAUUUGCAAGGGAGGGUGUUGAUCAAGAUUUGAGGACCGAGAAAACCACGAACGAAGAGGGUGACAACUUCGUUACUAGCAUCGCAGGAUUUCGAAUGGAGAUUUGGGAGGACUUGAAGAAACAGCAGAUUAUGCUUGCCACUAUCGAUGGUGAUGCUGUGCGAAUUUGGGCUGUGCCCAUGACUUUAGAUUGA
Molecule: messenger RNA, 1539 nt
Organism: Rhinocladiella mackenziei CBS 650.93
Lineage: Eukaryota; Fungi; Ascomycota; Eurotiomycetes; Chaetothyriales; Herpotrichiellaceae
Exons: 1
Coding region: 1-1539 (512 amino acids)
Molecular function (GO): protein binding
Source: RefSeq, a predicted model, not a curated record